Messenger RNA from Anarrhichthys ocellatus (wolf-eel), 1866 nucleotides. RefSeq names its product cytidine monophosphate (UMP-CMP) kinase 2, mitochondrial (gene cmpk2). The record is from RefSeq and is a predicted model, not a curated record. The coding region runs from base 108 to 1370 and encodes 420 amino acids. Gene Ontology annotation, biological process: dUDP biosynthetic process; dTTP biosynthetic process; dTDP biosynthetic process. Gene Ontology annotation, molecular function: nucleoside diphosphate kinase activity; dTMP kinase activity. Gene Ontology annotation, cellular component: mitochondrion; cytoplasm. The transcript is spliced from 5 exons. NCBI's taxonomy places the organism in Eukaryota, Metazoa, Chordata, Actinopteri, Perciformes, Anarhichadidae.
AAGCGCAGUAACUUUCGUUUUCCCUGCAGCGGGUUUAUGUCGCGCCUCGUAGUCGUUCGGCUGUCCCAGAUUGGAAGCCGAUCAACAGGCUACAUCCGAAGAAAGAAAUGGCACGGCGCACUAUGUCCCUUAUUCCUCAGUGGUCCUCUCGUGUUUUUUCAGUGGAGCUGAAUGGAGCACCCUUCUACUUUUCAACUCGAGAGAAGCACCGGGGAGAAGAAGUGCCGCGGGUGUUCAGAGAAGUACAGAACUAUGCGAGGCUUUACUCCCUCCUUGUCUGCAGCAGCGACAAAAUCAGACGUGCCAAGUUUUACGCGGAGCUGAAAGACAAAUUGUUGCGAGAGUUGCCGCCAGAGUGUCAUUUGUCUCCCAUGUCCUCUUUUCUGCCAAAUGUCAGGGAUUCUCUCUUAAAUGGGUACUUUUUGAAAGAUAAUUCAGAGAGUUCAUCCCAGACUGAGCGACUUUUGAGAGAUGUAUCACAGCGUGAUCCGGUGUUUGUGUGUUCAUACUUGAAAUGUGAGGACGGGCAACUGUGGACUCAGCAUCUGUGGCCUCACGCAGAUAGCCCAACGAUGGAAAUGUCAAAGGAUUACUAUGUGGUACCCUCAGAAGCGCCAGAAUAUCACCCAUCAACACUCAACAUCAUCAACUCCGAUGUUUUCUACAGUUUUGAGGAGGCCUACGCAGUUCUAGAAAAGUGCGGUGACAUCAUCCCAGAGGCGAUGUCUGUGCUGGAGCUGCUGCCCAGCAGAGCGGAGGCCAGACGUAAACCAGACUUCCCUGUUAUUGUCAUAGAGGGCCUGGAUGCCACAGGUAAAACCACUCUGACUGAGUCUCUGAGGGAUGCUCUAGGGACCUCUCUUUUAUGGUCCCCUCCCCAGUGCCUGUCCCCCAUGAGGGCCCGCUUUGAUCGAGAGCCGCCCCUCAUCCGCAGGGCCUUCUAUGCUCUGGGGAACUACAUCACAGCUGAACAAAUAGGCCAGGAGGGCAUGAAGAGGCCUGUCAUCGUUGACAGAUUCUGGCACAGCACCGCAGCGUAUGCCAUUGCCACAGCAGUGAGCGGUCAAGUGUGCAACCUUCCAGCAGAGGGUUCGGAGGUUUACCGUUGGCCCAGUGACCUGCUCCAGCCCAGCCUUGUGGUCUUACUCACCCUGGACCAGGAGGAGAGGAAGAGGAGACUGGGGAACAGAGGUCAAGGAGAGACGAAAGAGGAGCAAGAGCUGGACCACAACCAGCUUUUCAGACUCAAAGUGGAGACGGCUUACCAGAGGAUCAGUGGGCCACCAUUUGUCACUGUGGAUGCUAGUCCUUCUGCAGACCAAGUGCUCCAGCAAGUGCUGCUUUUAAUUAGGGGCAAAUGCCACUUGUAAACAGUUUUCCAUCUCUCCUGCUGUCGGCCAAGCAUCAAGUGGGCGCAGUACCUCCUUUUACCGCUGGGUGCCAGUAAGGUGUUGUGAAUGCACCAGGAGGAGGAAUUGUGGCCAGAUUGGAGUGUGGAGAAGAGAUUAUUUUCAGAAUGAGUAAAGGUUGAAUGGCCAGGGGCCAGAACUGCAUGCUACAAUCAGAAAUACAUAUUCAUGUAGACACAAACAUGUAUGCACUGAUAUUGACACACACACACUCACACACAAAACUAUCGUCAAGAAGUGUGCACUUACAGUAACCACCGUUGUGACCUCUCAGAAAUGAGACACAGUGUAGCCGCACUUAUUGACUAUCACUUGUAUUUGGACCGACACGGAGGACAUGGAUGGCAACAUUUAUAUAAGCACCAUUGAGUUCGAUUUCAUUUUAGCACACAAACCAAUCUCAGAAUAUAUACAUUCAGAUAAAUAUAUGUUUCAAAUUAAAAGAAAAUAAAACCAA